CAGCGCUGUAACAGACUGGCUGCUAGAUUGAUACAUGCUCAGCUCUCGAGAAUCUGUAAAUAAUAACACGGAAGUACAUCGUCCUUGUGGGUGAGAGGAGACACGCUAUCGCAGUUUCAGAGCGCAGCUCGUUCACAUGCUGUGCUCAGUUUAAUCAACAACUAUUCGUGUUCAAGACGAUCGCUGAUAGUUCUGUAAAGAUAACAGCAGACUGCGAGGUUUCCAGUAUAGACAGUCUUCCCCAGAGCAUAAGAAAAGCCGCUGUGUUUGUAUUAAUGGAAGAGGCGAGAGUGAGACCCGUCUCUGAAAUGAAAGAAGAGAUGGAUAUCUGCGCAUCCUCCGCGUCUCUCCUUGAGGAAGAACUCGCCUCUGCUAUCGAGCCUGCAGUGAAAGCGGCUGUGCUGAGCGUCAUGUCUGCGUUAGCAAAGUUCGUGGACAGUAAAUGUGCAGUUUUCAAUCUCAGACUGGACCAAAGAGACCAAGAAUUUGAAAGCGUGAGAUUGCGAUUGGAAAUAGCGGAGAGCGAGUUGAAAGCAAUGCGAGACGGAGAAUACACGAACACUGGCGAUAAGAACUUCACCCAAUCUCUCACAAACACUGAAACACAAUACCACGGGAGCGACAGUAUUAUUGCUCAGGGGCUGCCGGCGCGGGAUUUCUCUAAUCUUCCAGUUAAGACAGUCAGGGAUCCGGUGCCUGCAGUCCACACCGCACUGAAAAACUCCCGGGUUUUAAUGCAGGAGGAUGGAAGCUAUUCCGAGCAGGACCUGCUGAUGCGAGGUGAUGACUCUGAACAGAGAGACCACACAAGCACAGCGGGGUGGAGAAGAGCACUGAAAGGUCCUGCAGAGAGAAAUGCUCUCCCUCAUGCUGAGGAAGGGUCGAAGGCAGAAUCAGUUCCCAUUCAAGAGGAGCUCUUUGACCAGGAAUGGUGCAGGAGUCCAGAGCAGGCUACAGAGCUGACAUCUAUUGAAGGGGAGGAGGAGAAACCUGCACUAGAUCCUGUCCACAUUAAUGAAGAGAUCCCUGGAAUUGAACCGGUCAUCAUUAAAGAGGAGGUUCUUGAACGUGAGUGUGACCCCAUUGAAGAGGGGGGUACUGACCACUUUGAAAGCCAGCAGCAAAUUCACAUGGCAGAGAAACUGCAUCUCUGUACUGUGUGUGGGAAGAGUCUCAGUACAUCAACAGAGCUGAAAAGACACCACCGAAUUCACACAGGAGAAAGACCGUACUGUUGCACUGAAUGUGGAAGAAGUUUCAAUACCUCUACAGAUCUGAAAAGACACCAUCGCAUUCACACAGGAGAGAAGCCGUAUUCCUGUGCUCAGUGUGGGAUGGGUUUCAAACAGCUACACCAUCUUAAAACACACCAGCAAACUCACUAUCGGAAGAAACUGUUUCACUGUAGUGGAUGUGAGAAGAGUUUCACUCAGUUAGAAACCCUGACAUUACAUCAGCAAACUCACACAGGAGGGAAACCUUAUAGCUGCACUGAGUGUGAGAAGAGUUUCAAACAAGCAUCACAGCUUAAAGCCCACCAGCUAAUUCACCUGGGACAUAAACAGUAUCCUUGUGCUGACUGUGGGGAGAGUUUCAUUUUGUCUACAGACCUGGAAAGACACCAGCAAACUCACACAGGAGGGAAACCGUAUCGCUGCACUGAGUGUGAGAAGAGUUUCAAACAAGCAUCACAGCUUAAAGCCCACCAGCGAAUUCACACGGGCGAGAAACCAUAUCAUUGUGCUUACUGUGGGAAAAGUUUCAUUCUGUCUGGAGACCUGAAAAGACACCAGCAAACUCACACAGGAGAGAAACCAUAUAGCUGUGAUCACUGUGGGAAGAGAUUCACCCGCUCAGGAGCACUGACAGUACAUAAGCGAAUUCACACCGGAGAGAAGCCGUAUAGCUGUGAUCACUGUGGGAAGAGAUUCAAUCGAACAGAACAUCUGGUGUCACACCUUCGAGUUCACACAGGGGAGCAGUCGACUCACUGCACUCAAUAAGAGAGAUUUUAUUUUCCACUCCCAGUUGUAAAAGCUCACAGUAUCCAGACACUUCACUAGGAACAGUAGCACUGUGCCUCCAUCACAAGAUGACUCAGUCUAGUGGAAGCGGAGAGUAUAUAAGACCCUGAGAUGCAACUGGACUUUUAGAUCCCUUUGUCAAAAUGAUCUUGUCUUCUGAUCCCUGAUUGUCUGAGUUAUUAAAAUGUAAAUCCUG
This is a messenger RNA of Acipenser ruthenus (sterlet), 2220 nucleotides long. Its product is annotated as zinc finger protein 883-like. The transcript has 2 exons. The coding region runs from base 276 to 2003 and encodes 575 amino acids. NCBI's taxonomy places the organism in Eukaryota, Metazoa, Chordata, Actinopteri, Acipenseriformes, Acipenseridae. Gene Ontology annotation, biological process: regulation of transcription by RNA polymerase II. Gene Ontology annotation, molecular function: DNA-binding transcription factor activity, RNA polymerase II-specific; RNA polymerase II cis-regulatory region sequence-specific DNA binding. The record is from RefSeq and is a predicted model, not a curated record.